This is a messenger RNA of Pecten maximus, 3321 nucleotides long. RefSeq names its product structural maintenance of chromosomes protein 6-like. The transcript has 18 exons. Gene Ontology annotation, molecular function: damaged DNA binding; single-stranded DNA binding. Gene Ontology annotation, biological process: double-strand break repair via homologous recombination. The record is from RefSeq and is a predicted model, not a curated record. Gene Ontology annotation, cellular component: Smc5-Smc6 complex; nucleus; site of double-strand break. Lineage: Eukaryota; Metazoa; Mollusca; Bivalvia; Pectinida; Pectinidae. The annotation marks the transcript as partial.
AACCUCCAACCCCUGACAAAAGAGCUUCAGCAGGAGGAGAGCAGGCUGCCCAAAUUUAAACAGAAAGUGGUUGAGGCCAAGUCUAAAGUUGAUGAGUGCGUCCAGAAACAGAAGGACAUACAAGAGCAGCUGAAGCGGAUGGGUGACCAAGUGCAGGACCUCCAACCAGCAUAUACUGCUGCCAAAGAAGAGGUCUCUGAAAAAAAAAAAGUGGCCAGGAAUACACAGAAUGACCUGAGGAAAGUUGAGAGCUAUUUAAGGAAGGUACAAAAGGACAGGCAUCUCCUCCAGGAAAGGAUCAAAGAGAUACAGAAAAGUGCUCAGCGUGAUUAUGAGGCUGAGAGAAAGAUGAGGGAGACGAAUAUAAAACAUAAAGAAGAUGAAGUGGAUGCUUUGAAAGCACAACAAGCUACAACAGAACACCAGCAAGCACAGUACCGUCAAGCCAUCUCCCAAGCUAAACAGCGUGAAUACACACACAAUGCCGAGCAGCAAAAUGUAGAAACAAGAGUGAGACAGGUCAAGAAGGACUUGCAGAAUCUUAGUGAAGCCAAGAAGGACAACAUUCGCAGAUUUGGGCCCUACAUGCCAACACUACUACAGCACAUAGAGGAACGAUGCCGUCGUCAUCAAUUCCAUCGUCGACCAGUGGGGCCAAUAGGGUCCUGUUUCAAGUUAAUGGACAUGGAGUGGGCAUUUGCUGUGGAACGGUGCCUUGGAAAUCUGAUACAUGCAUUUUGUUGUCAUGACCACCACGAUGAAGCAAUUUUGGAAAAGAUAUUUGAUGAUGUUUGUCCUGAGAGACAAAGGCCAUCCAUUAUUGUUUCUGCAUUCAAGGACAGAAAGCAUGAUGUCAAUAAAGGACGUGUGAACGGAACCAACUACAAGGCUGUAGUGGAUGUGCUGGAAAUGAAUGAUCCUGUCACUUAUAACUGUCUUAUAGACCAGAGAGGAGUGGAAUGCAUCCUCCUUAUCAAAGACAACAGGAUUGCUCGUGAUGUCAUGGAUCCUGAUAAAAGGCCAGGGCCACCAAAAAAUUGCAGAGAGGCAUUUACUGCAGACGGAGACCAGUUGUACUGUCACCCAUCCCUCAGGUACUACUCCUCGAGGGGAGGGCGCGCCCGCUUCCUCUCCAUUAAUGUGGAGGAGGAAAUCUCCAGAAACAAAGAGGAGCUGCAGUCUCUAGCCAACGAUAUAACAACUAUAGAACGGCAGCGAGACAGAUUUAACGAGGAAAUACGUACCAACAAAAUAGAGAACAACAAGACCGAAACUCAGCUGACAAAGAUUGGCCAAAAAAUCAGAUUACUCACCGAUGAAAUCCAAGAUCUGAAAAGUAUUGAGGACCCAGAGCCUGUUGACGUUGAAACUCUGGAAGAAGAAGUACAGACCAUGAACGACCAGAUUCAGAUCCAUGAGGAACAGCGACAGGCAAAGAAUGAAGAGCAUGACAAGGCCAAGCAGGAACUAAACCUUGCUGAAAAAAAGUUCAAGGAAGUGGAACACCAGAUGCGGUCUAUGGCAGAAGGGGCAGACCCUCUAAAGGAUGACUUAGGACAUGCCCAGAAUGAAAUUGAGCAGGCAAAAUCUCACAAAAAGCAUUAUGAGCAAAAGCUGAAGGAACAAGAACAUAAAAUUGCAGACCAAAAGAAAAAAGUUGAGAUACUGCAGAAGGAUAUUGAGAAUGACACAACCAAAGCAGAGCAGAUAUGCCCUCGGAAGGUCAAUAUGCGGAGGACUGUGCAGAACCUGGAGAGUGAAAUCAAUCAUAUCACCAAACGCAUAAAGAUGGAGGAGAAGAGCCAUGGAAACCCCAAUGAGAUUACUAAAACAUACUACGAAAAGAAGGGCUCGUACAAAAAGAUCCGGGAUGAGGUCAAACAAUUCAAAAGGUUUAUGGACCACUUAGAGAAAGUCAUGGUCCAGCGACAGCAGCAGUACUCUGAGUUCAGACGAUCAAUCGCCUUAAGGGCCAAAUAUUUUUUCAUCAUACUUCUCAGUAAUAGGAAGUAUACUGGAAAAAUGACCUUCAACCACCCUAGGGAGACAUUGGACAUUUCAGUACAGCCCAACACAUCUAAUGGAGAUGGAGCAAAGGACAUGAGGUCUCUGUCUGGUGGAGAGCGAUCAUUCUCCACAGUUUGUUUUAUCCUGGCCCUCUGGGAUGCCAUGGAGUCACCUUUUCGAUGUCUGGAUGAGUUUGAUGUCUUCAUGGACAUGGUGAACAGGCGUAUUUCCAUGGAUCUAAUGCUGAAUGUAGCCAAACAACAGCUUCACCGACAGUUCAUAUUCCUGACUCCACAAAAUAUGGGCGAGUUGGGAAUCAAGGUGAAAGGGUUAAAUGUCUUCCGUAUGCCUGACCCAGACCGAGGACAGGAUGUGCUGCCAUUUGAGCCAUUGUCUAGACAACGGGAGGAGGAUGAGGAAGAUUAAUUGACAACUAAGGAAAGACAAUUCAUCCAUAAUAAAGCAAGGAUAAGGAUGCCUAUGUUGAAAUGGGACAUUACAAAACUACAGGAAAUUGUCAGGAAUAAUUGAAGUAGGUUUAGUUUGGCUUCAAUCUUUCCUGGCAUGGAACACACCACUUUGUAUAUGGAAUUAACUUUUAUCUAUUGUGACAUGGAGAGUCUAGUGCUAACAAAACCAGACAAGUUUACCAUUUAUUUAUAUUUUUUUUAUUUGAAUCAGUGGUAUGAAAACAAGAAAUAAUCAUUCAGGUGUUAAAGGGAGUAUUUUAUAAAUGAUCUGUUUAUCCAAAAUUAGUAUUUUAAUAUUACAUUGAUGUAGUAAUCUUCAUGGGGGGGAAAAUCUGCGUUUUCUUUCUACGUUUGUGGUUCACUUGGAGGUUGUCUAUUUGAAGAGGGAUUUCUUUCUAGUCAUGUUUUUUUUUUUUAUCAAUAGACUUUAAAAUAUUUAUUUUAUGAAGGCACAGUAAAACCUUCACUCAUAAAGUUUGAUUUUCUUUCUCCAGAUUCAGAUAUGUAGUGAAAGUUUUGAUUCGUGUUUUAUUCAUAUUUCUGUCAUGUAUUUGGACAGAGGGGGUAUAUGAUAUUCAUAUGAAUAUCAAAACGCCUUGCAAAAUGGAAACAAUGUAGAUUUUGAUGUUGUAAAGAUAUUUUAAACUUUAUUUUCAUUUAAAAUCAAAUUUCAUUAGUAAAUACUCUACCGCUAGAACCUGCUAUUAUAUAUAAUUUUAAUUUUUAAACUUUUGAAAACAUCAAGAAAUACACCUGAUCAAGCCACAUUGGGAUGUUAAAAUGGUAAAUAAUAAUUAGACAUUAUUGUUAUUUGUUGAAUUUUCAAUAAAAUUACUAAAGAUGA